AUGUCCCAGCCUAUCUCCGACGCCCUCCUCACCCAGAUCCUCGGCCAGCUCGAGGCCCUCCAGGUCUCGCAGCAGGCGCUGCAGGCCAAGGUGCGCACGCCCACCUCGUUGUCCAGCAUCGCGCCCACAGCGAUCUCUCCAUCCGGCCCGCUAAGCCAUGGACAGAGCACCACAUCGACCUCAGCCGUCGGGACGGGCUCGGAUAACGGCGUCAUCGGCGACAAGGAGCGCGAAAGGCUGCUGUACCCAGGGAGAGUACUGCUGACAACGUACCCCGACCAGUCUGGCAUCAAGCCCUACCACCUCAACUGGGGCGUGGCGGAUCCUGCCGUACGCGGGCCCAUCAUCUGCUCGCGCCUGCCGUCCUCGAUCAAGCAGCGCAACGCGAUCGGCGCGCACUCGGGCUCAUACUCGAUCUACCGCGCAUUGGCCAUCGCGAUGGGCACGCUCGCGCCGUCGCACAAGCCGGACUACUCCAAGACGGAGCCGGCCGUGCCGAUCCCGCCGCAGCCCGCGUGGGCGGACCCGACCAAGAUCGUCUCGUUCGACCCGUGGGGGCACGUCGUCCCGCAGGCGUUCCGCCGCGAGCUCGAGGAGCUCGGGCUGGACGUGCGCCCGAGCAUCGCAGUCACCAGGGGGCACCUGAAGCUGAGCGAGAUCGACGAGACGGCGCGCAAGGGCGACCUCAAAGUCGACGGGAAGAUCCUCCUCAAGAGCAUGCCUCUGAGAAAUGCGGAUGGGACAGAGAGCACGGCGGACCCGGGCGUGGAGAUUGCGAUCAACAAGGCUGCGGUGGAGCCUGUGUGGUAUCUUCCUGGUGUUGCAGAGCGGUUCGGCAUCUCAGAAAGCCUUCUGCGCCGUGCUCUGUUUGAGGACACGGGAGGAAUGUACCCUGAACUGAUCACUCGACCCGACAUCAAGGUUUUCCUCCCGCCAAUCGGCAACUUGACCGCGUACAUCUUCGGUAACCCUGCAUACCUCUCAGACGAGUCAAAGGAGCUGACUCUUCGGGUGCAUGAUGAAUGUAACGGAUCUGACGUCUUUGGAUCGGACAUCUGUACGUGCAAGCCCUAUCUGACAUACGCGAUCGAAGAAUGUGUGCGCGGCGCACAGCGCGGAGGCGUUGGGCUCGUCGUUUACUUCCGCAAGGAAGGCCGCGCUCUUGGCGAGGUGACCAAGUACCUGGUGUACAACUUGCGCAAGCGUGGCGGUGACUCCGCGGACAAGUACUUCAAGGCCACAGAGCUCAUCGCCGGCGUGAAGGAUAUGCGCUUCCAGGCGCUGAUGCCGGACGUUCUACACUGGCUAGGCAUCAAGAAGAUUGACAACAUGGUUUCGAUGAGUGACAUGAAAUACAACGCCAUCGUGCAGUCGGGCAUCCCGAUCCUCAAGCGAUACGACAUUCCCGAAUACCUGCUGCCGCCAGAUGCGCGUGUCGAGAUCGAUGCCAAGAUCGCUUCUGGGUACUUCACGAGCGGCAAGGCCGUCACCGAAGCCGAUCUCAUAAAGACAGUAGGCAGAACCUGGGAAGAGACAGAACACUGAGCCAGGUGUGUUACGCCAGCGUGCGUGCGUGUUGCGACCAUCUAUAAAUUUGUAUAAAUCUGGAACGAUGUAAUGAUACACUAUCCGACCGUGUAAAGCUAC
Molecule: messenger RNA, 1647 nt
Organism: Postia placenta MAD-698-R-SB12
Lineage: Eukaryota; Fungi; Basidiomycota; Agaricomycetes; Polyporales; Adustoporiaceae
Exons: 9
Coding region: 1-1545 (514 amino acids)
Biological process (GO): riboflavin biosynthetic process
Molecular function (GO): GTP cyclohydrolase II activity
Source: RefSeq, a predicted model, not a curated record